Messenger RNA from Nasonia vitripennis (jewel wasp), 1162 nucleotides. RefSeq lists its product as uncharacterized. Gene Ontology annotation, molecular function: mRNA binding. The transcript has 2 exons. Gene Ontology annotation, cellular component: cytosol. The record is from RefSeq and is a predicted model, not a curated record. NCBI's taxonomy places the organism in Eukaryota, Metazoa, Arthropoda, Insecta, Hymenoptera, Pteromalidae. Bases 291 to 899 code for a protein of 202 amino acids.
AAGCGUCAUUACAGAUCGAGAUACGGCAGGCGACACAUCUACCUCAAUUUAGCACCGACGCUGCAAGGACGCCGCUUACUGCAACAAGUAUAGCUCACUUCGAACUUCGACAUUAGCUGGAUAGACAAGACGCGCGUAUUUCCUCGUUGCGUGUGUUAUACUCGGCCUAUAUUUUUGAGAACACAUCUUACAAACCGUCUACUCGGAACAGCCGUAGAACGCCGUCAACUUGCCCGUAAGCUCAGUUCCGUUCACCUUUGACCCGCUAGUAGUGCACCACAACGAUCGCCAUGAGCGCCGAGGCAACAAUCCAGAAGAACAACAGAGGCAGCUACAGCGUCACUUUUCGCAACUGUCAAGCUCUGAGUAAAGCCGAAAUCAUGGAAAUCUUCUCCAAGUACGGCCGCGUGCUGUACAUCGGUAUCACCGGCGAAGAGACCGGCUACCGAUUCGUUCACUUCUCCACCGAAGAAGAAGCCAAAAGAGCCGUCUUGCAUGCCAACGAUUACGUCAUCAAGCUGCGCCCGCACAAGUCGAAGCCUCUCGAUAAGGGAGCUCAACGCGCCGUCGGUUGGCUCAAGAAGGAGCCGCAUUGGGAAGAGCCCCUGGAGGUCGACAAGGUGAUCGCGCGUAACGCCGCUGAGAUCAUCGUGGGCAACAUACCCCCGAGCUUCGCCGGAGCCUAUUUGUUGCACUUGUUCGAAAAGUACGUGCCGAUCGCUAUGACGCACGUUAUGGUCGUGGAGAAAACGGGGAUGCGAUACUGCCACGUCUACUUCAGAUCUCAAAAAGACGUUGAGGAUGUUGAACGAGAUUUCAACAACUACUUCUUGGAGGAUAGAUGUCUCAUCGUUGUGCGCCCUAACACGCUGAUGAAGACGAAUGCUAUGAACAGCUGAGAUUCUCUCAUUGGUUCGUGCAGCUAUGACGCUGCUUAUCGAGCCGUUCGCCGUUGCUUACUUUCGAGGACAUCGAAAUACAUCGGCAUUACUAGAUAAAAGGAAAUAGUUACGAAUAAAUAUUAUUAACAUUGUACAGCAGAAAAUUUGUAUAUAUUAAAAUAUAUUUUAAAGUUGAUUUGAAAUUUGUGGAUUUUGGAAUAUUUCCAUAUUGUUGUUGAGAUGUUUCUCCGAAAUAAAUAAAUGUUAAUACUGAGAUGAAA